CUGGAACAAAUACAUAUACAAAUAUACCAAUAAAAAUAAAACUGACCCAAUUAGUUUAUUUUAUUUUUUAGUAAAAAAACAGAUGAAAAAUUAGAAAUGUUGGGUCCGCACUCAUUCCUUAUUUGUGCAUAACACUGCUGCCAAAACAUGCGAAGCUAAUAAGCUCCCAAAAAAGUUUAAAGAUUGAGAAAAAGAAAAAGAGAACUAUGAACUCAAAGAACGGUCCUACCCCGCACCAUUCCAAAGAUUUUAAUUAAUAUUUUUAUCAUCUAUUUUUUCUUGUAGAUCCUUCUCUUUAUAAAACCCUUUUGUCACCUCUUCUUUCCUCAUAACAUCACAUCAUAGCCUAAACCAAAGAAAACCCUUAUUUGCGAUCCCCACUUGUUGUUCAUCACCAAGCCAAGCUCCAUGUCCUAGUCACUCCACAGAUUCCCUAUCAUCAUCAAUUCGUUUCAAACUUAGUUCCUUUCAAAGUCUUGUACAUAUAUACACACACACCUAUUAUUCUCUUGGUGUGUUUGUGUGUUACAUAUACGUGUGAGUACAUACUUUGUUGUAAAAGUGGAUCGGAGGUAUGGAAAGGGACCGGUUCCACCGGAAACAUCGGCGGCGGCGGAUGAUAAUUCGUCUUGGAACGAGACUGAUGUCACCGCCAUGGUCUCCGCUCUCAGCCGUGUCAUAGAGAAUCCGACAGACCCGCCGGUCAAACAAGAGCUUGAUAAAUCGGAUCAACAUCAACCAGACCAAGAUCAACCAAGAAGAAGACACUAUAGAGGCGUAAGGCAGAGACCAUGGGGUAAAUGGGCGGCAGAAAUCCGCGAUCCAAAGAAAGCAGCCCGUGUCUGGCUCGGGACUUUCGAGACGGCAGAGGAAGCUGCUUUAGCCUAUGACCGAGCUGCCCUCAAAUUCAAAGGCACCAAGGCUAAACUGAACUUCCCUGAACGGGUCCAAGGCCCUACUACCACCACAACCAUUUCUCAUGCACCAAGAGGAGUUAGUGAAUCCAUGAACUCACCUCCUCCUCGACCUGGUCCACCUUCAACUACUACUACUUCGUGGCCAAUGACUUAUAACCAGGACAUACUUCAAUACGCUCAGUUGCUUACGAGUAACAAUGAGGUUGAUUUAUCAUACUACACGUCGACUCUCUUCAGUCAACCUUUUUCAACGCCUUCUUCAUCUUCUUCUUCCUCCCAACAGACGCAGCAACAGCAGCUACAACAACAACAACAGCAGCGUGAAGAAGAAGAGAAGAAUUAUGGUUACAAUUAUUAUAACUACCCAAGAGAAUAAUCUAAUUAUUAUUGUUGGUCGAAUCAGUUUUAUAAAUAGCUAUCAUAGUUUCAUUUUUGGUUUCCGUAACCUUUGUUGCAUGGAAAAUAUGAAUGAACGAGGGACAUGUGUAACAAUUUGUUUGUGUUUCGUAAAUGUUAGUUGUAUUUGGAUUUGCUGAAGUUUGAUUUUCUGAGCAUAAAUCAUUUGACGGUCAUUCAUGAGACAUAAAUU
Messenger RNA from Arabidopsis thaliana (thale cress), 1506 nucleotides. RefSeq lists its product as uncharacterized. Gene Ontology annotation, molecular function: DNA binding; DNA-binding transcription factor activity. The record is from RefSeq and is marked reviewed. Gene Ontology annotation, biological process: regulation of DNA-templated transcription; ethylene-activated signaling pathway. Gene Ontology annotation, cellular component: nucleus. The transcript has 2 exons. Lineage: Eukaryota; Viridiplantae; Streptophyta; Magnoliopsida; Brassicales; Brassicaceae. Bases 655 to 1293 code for a protein of 212 amino acids.